This is a messenger RNA of Triticum dicoccoides, 1005 nucleotides long. RefSeq lists its product as uncharacterized. The transcript has a single exon. The record is from RefSeq and is a predicted model, not a curated record. The coding region runs from base 319 to 807 and encodes 162 amino acids. NCBI's taxonomy places the organism in Eukaryota, Viridiplantae, Streptophyta, Magnoliopsida, Poales, Poaceae.
UCCACUACCACUAAAUCAAAAGCAUAACCGCCCAUGGCGCAUAAUAUCCAUUUAGUUGGGCCAUGGACACGUUUGGCAUGCGUGUACGCAUGAUGCAUUCAUGAUCCAUUUGCCCUCUCCUCUCCUCUCCUCUCCUCUCCCUCGAUCGCCCCACCACUUCUUCAAAAACCAACCACCUUCGUCCUCUUUCCCUUCUUCGUCUUGCUCACGCCAAGAAGCACGGCAAGAAACCGUUGGUCCAUACCAGCACGACAGGCCGGCCGGUGGUGAUUAGUUAGCUAGCUAGCUGCCGGUGGCUCUUUGCUACUAUGUACGUACAUGGGGCAGGAAGAGGACGCCCUGACCGUGGCCUUCUCGUGGGAGCAGGAGCUGGGCAUGCCAGAGAGCCCGAGGAAGCCGCCGGUGAUCUUGUCGUGGGAGCUCGAGCCGGCCGUGAAGAAGCCGGUCUCGACGGUUGAAGGACGUGGUGGUGGCAUGCGGGAGGGCCAGAGGAAGGUGCCGGCGCUGGCGAGGCGGCUGUCCGUGCCGCCGCCCCCGGGCAGGCCGGCGGCGAGGGGCUACUCGAGGGCCGUCCGGCCUGAGGACGACCCGUUCCUGGCGGCGUACCUGGCCUGCACCAAGAGCGGCGGCGACGGCGACGGCAGGAAGAUGAAGACCGCACCAACAAGGGAGGCCAAGGGCCAGAGGCGGUGGAGCGGGCUCGGGCGUGGGCUCGGCGCGCUGUCGUGCAAGAGGUCCAACGGCGUGGUGGAGCAGAGCAUGGUGAGGAUGGCCAAGCUGCCCGGGCUGGAUCCCAGGGAUGCUUAAUAGUAGUAAUUAUGUCCUAAUUUAUCAUCGUCGUCAUCUCCUCUUUUUUGUUUGGUAUGGUUUGCAGUAGUUUCUUCCUGAUAAACUUUGGUGAUUAGAUGUAGAAAGUUUGAGAACACGCUAAAUUUGUACGUGUGCUGAAGAGGAAGCAUGCAUCAUCUCAAUUGCUCAGAGAUUUGGCAGCAAUCUUCAUCUUCC